UAGGGAAGUGCGCUGUUUCCUGCUGUUUUCACUGGCUUCCUCCCAAUGGUGUGUGCUCAGGAUUUUGCAUUUAGUCCUGGAAAGCUGCGCAGUUCCUAACCAAGUCUUCUAUUUUGUUUUUAUUUUGAAUGUGCCGACUACAACGCCAUCACAUUUGAAAAAAGCUGCAAUCAGGAGCAGAGCCCCUACGCCAGCCCACUCUGGGCCACUCCGGCCCGCGCCAGCGACCAUUUCAGCAACUCCUGGAAUCUGUCAAGCCAGAGCAUCGGACAUUUAAAGCCUUCUGAGGCCACCUCCCACACACCUGCUUUCUCAGAGUGUAAUCAACACGUGGGAAUCAUUUACAUCAAACAACACCCCACCACUCAUUCCCAUUGGAUCAAACCUGGCAGCAAUGCAGGCUGGUCUUCAGGUAACCAGCAGCACCUCUAUCCAGAUCCUGCCAAAGCCUGGGACUGCAAAAAACACCCUCCAGCCCGUCCUGGCCCAGGCCAUCAUCAAUCCUAAGCGAGGUAUGGAUGGACCACUCCAGACACCACAGCCACCCAGGACCUGCAGCUCACCCGGAUCUUCUGGGAAGUCCAGCUGGAGCUUGGAUGCCAGAGUGGCCGUGCUUCUGGUGACUCUGGCUGGAGCUGUAAUCCUGCUGCUGCUCUACAAACUCCUGCAGCUAAAACACAGGCUGAGGUCGGCCAGGGCGAGGCAUGCGCUGGAGUACUACAGCUUCUACCACACCGCCACCUACACACUCAAACACGCUGCGUCGUGUCAGGACCCGCCGGACAAAAACGGGACGGUCCCUGAAGCUACACCACCUGAGCGAGUCGCAACCCCGGGGACCCCAACUGUUGUCGCCCCGCUUACACCCCCACCGCUGACCUCUCCACCCCCACUGCCACUCCCCCCACCUCCUGUCCUCCCCACUCCACCUGCUGUCCUGGCCUUCCCUAUACCGCUGCCUGUGUUCCACACCACCCCGCCCAGCCCUCACCUGUCGUGGGGCGCCUGCUCGGACGCGGAUGUGUACUCUCGGAUCGGAGCUUUCAGGCCCUCUAGACUCUCCAGUCUCUCCAACCACUCGAAAGUCAUCCUUUUUGAACACUCGUCCUUCUGACCCCCUGAACAUGACUGAAGACAUCAACAAUUUGAGAAGACUGUAAUGAUUACCAAAAAACAUAUUCUACUGAUGGCCUGAUAAUCACCCGGGGAUGAGUUUGAAUGCCAUGAGUACUGUAUACUGUUAUGCACAGUAUACGUGCAGUAUAUUCUUCUUUAAAGGAGCUGUACUCGAUAUUCAGAACAAAAAGUGGGCUGGGAUUCCUUCCACACAGUUCUUACAGACCUGGACCAAUACCAAUAUCCUGACUUUGAUACCGGUUACUGAACGUUACUUUUUUUUAUUCCCAAUUUUCUAAAGUCUCUUUUAACAAAAAGAAAUUAAAACAUUUCACUUCCCGGCACAUAUUUAUUUUAUUACUACGUGAGCCCCUUCUCUGUGCGGAAAGUAGACUUUUUACGUUAGACAGCCAAUCACAAACAUUACAAGACCUUGUUAGAUAGAUAGAUAGAUAGAUAGAUGUUUAUUGAUCCCAAGAAAAAUGGGAAAUUCCUGUGUAACAGCAGCAAAAAUCAGUCACAAAGCAC
This is a messenger RNA of Etheostoma spectabile (orangethroat darter), 1644 nucleotides long. Its product is annotated as proline-rich receptor-like protein kinase PERK1. The transcript is spliced from 4 exons. The record is from RefSeq and is a predicted model, not a curated record. The coding region runs from base 395 to 1114 and encodes 239 amino acids. NCBI's taxonomy places the organism in Eukaryota, Metazoa, Chordata, Actinopteri, Perciformes, Percidae.